UGUUAAACGAGAUGUAUUCGAUGGACAUUCAGCAAGCGGUUCAUUUGUCAACUCGUGCCUAAACGCGGCCGACGCCUGCUUAUCAACCUUGCCACUUAGCUAGGGCAGGUCAACUUUGCCGAAGUAAAUAGUCGCCGAAGUAAUAGUAAAUAAAGUGAGUGUGUGGGGUGAAGUUUUUCAAUUUAUUGGACACAAAGAGGGGUCCAUAAAAUGGAGUAUAGCAAAACAAAACGGAAAGAUGGGGUACGAAUUCCAACAAAACACGUCAAAAGAAAACUGAUGACAUUUCUCCCACUGAGUGCGGUCUGCGUUGCUGUUGCCAUAUUGCUCAUAUACGUCGACGCAAUUCAAAUUAUCGCUAAUUAUCGGACCCACCUGACGUACGGCUCCGAGAUCCACGAGCUGCUGAGCCUGGAAGCACACGGCAUCCACGUGUCGGCCUACCUGUUCAACGUGACCAAUGGAGACGCCUUCCUGAGCGGAGAAGAUGACAAGAUGAAGGUGGAAGAAAUCGGCCCCUUUACUUACAAGGAGCUCCGCAGUAAUUUGGACAUCGAGUUCGACGAGGAGGCGAGGGUGGUGCGGUACUCUCCUCUAGCCAAGCCGGUGUUCAUGCCCGACGAGUCCAUAGCGCACCCUCGGGACGUGGUGGUCACCAUGCCGAACAUUGCUAUGCUGGCCAUGUCAUCUAUGACCAGUAAGGAGCCGUACUUCACUCAAUUGGCGUUCAAGCUACUCCUCAACCACCUGAAAACAAAAUCCUUAGUGAACCAGACUGCCGAGGAGUUCCUCUGGGGGUACGACGAACCUCUCAUCAAGCUUGGGAACACCAUCCUGCCGGGGUGGAUCAGCUUUGAGAAGCUUGGCCUUAUGGAUAGAUUGUACGAUACAAAAACGGAGUACCGUCUAGAAGUUGCCAUGGAUCAGUUCGAAAAAUUCCACAUCUUGAAGAUGAAUGGGGUCCAAGGGCUCAAGGUAUGGGACUUUGAAGACCCCACGAAGCGCUCCAAAUGUAACUCCUUUGCCGACGCUUAUGAAGGCAUCAUGUAUCCCAACGAGAUGAAGCCAGGAACCUCACUGAAGAUCUUCAGGAAUGUAUUAUGCCGGUUCCUCCCACUAGACUACCAGGGGAAGCUGACCCUGGAAACUGGGGUGGACGCUUUGCAGUACAAGGUCAGCAAGACGACUUACGACAUCAACAAUGAAACCGAGUGCCUCUGCGGGAGAGGCAUGUGCAUCAGUGGAGUCUCUGACUUGUCCCCUUGUUAUUACAGUCUACCCCUGGCUUUAUCUAACGCCCACUUCUUAUACGGUGAUUCCAAACUAUUUGAACGAGUUGAAGGCUUGAGUCCCAAUGAAGAACAACAUGGCAGUAAUUUUCUUAUUGAACCGAGAAUCGGCAUAGCACUGAAGUCCGAGUUUAGUGUCCAAGUUAAUGUGGUGGUGAACAAAGUUGACUUCAACAAAGAAGUCGAACGCUUCUCCGAAUUCGUCGUACCGAUCUGCUACUUCAAAAUGGUGCAACCUGAGCUUCUGGAAGCUAACAAGUACAACCUAAAUCUUAUGUACGUCAUCGGCCCUGCCAUAGUGUUAAGUCUCCAAAUAUUCCUGGUUCUCCUAGGCUUGCUGAUCCUGGCCUAUUGCGUCUAUCUAUUAUUGCCACACUUCGUCAGGAGUUCAGGCCAAGGCAUCAUCUUCCAGACGUCCAAAGAUAAUAAAUCACCAGCAACUAAGCUACCUCUGCUAGGGUCACGAUAGAAAAAGCCUAGGUUGGGAAUACUAGUCUUUAAUUAGGUUUUUUAAUUGUUUAGGGAGUGGUGUACAUUCAUGGUUCAAAUAUAUCUAACUAUAUCUAUAAAAGCGAAAGGUCACUGACUCACUCAUUACGAAAUCGCUAGGAGU
Messenger RNA from Ostrinia furnacalis (Asian corn borer), 1902 nucleotides. Its product is annotated as scavenger receptor class B member 1. The transcript is spliced from 11 exons. The coding region runs from base 211 to 1758 and encodes 515 amino acids. NCBI's taxonomy places the organism in Eukaryota, Metazoa, Arthropoda, Insecta, Lepidoptera, Crambidae. The record is from RefSeq and is a predicted model, not a curated record. Gene Ontology annotation, cellular component: cytoplasm; membrane. Gene Ontology annotation, molecular function: scavenger receptor activity.